AUGCAGUUGAAACUGGCCCUGCUUCUGGGCCUUAGCUGGCUGGCCAACGCUGCUUUCAUUCCUUACACUAAUGAUCGGUUUCGUCUGCACAGCCGCUCUAACAGUUCUUCUACGGGAUUCCGAUCCGUGGCUUACUUUGUUGACUGGGCAAUCUAUGCGCGUAACUUUAACCCGCAGAAUCUAACCACCGAGACUCUGACUCACGUUCUCUAUGCGUUCGCCAAUGUUGAUCAAAACACCGGCGAAGUGUCACUCGCCGACACGUACGCGGACAUCCAGAAGCACUAUCCCACCGACUCCUGGAAUGAGCAGGGAAACAACGUGUACGGCUGCGUUAAGCAGCUGUUUCUGCUCAAGAAGAAGCAGCGGAACCUGAAGACGCUGUUGUCUAUUGGAGGCUACACAUACUCUCCCAAGUUUUCGACUUUUACCACGACCGAGUCUGGAAGGCAGACGUUUGCUUCGACUGCCGUCCAGAUGGUUCAGAACCUUGGGUUUGACGGCAUUGAUAUUGACUGGGAGUACCCGAACAACGCUACUGAGGCGGAUAACAUGGUUGCGCUUCUGAAGGACGUGCGAGAGGCUCUGGACAACUACUCUGCCAAGUACGCGAAUGGAACCCACCUUCUGCUCAGUGUCGCCUCACCAGCCGGUCCCUCCAACUAUCAGCCCAUGCAUCUUGCGGAGAUGGACCAAUACCUUGAUUUCUGGAAUUUGAUGGCCUAUGACUACACUGGAUCUUGGUCUACGGUUGCCGGACACAUGGCGAAUGUGUUCCCAUCGACGUCGAACCCAGCCAGCACCCCGUUCAACACCGACCAGGCCGUCUCCUACUACACUUCCAAUGGUGUUGCUCCCAGCAAGAUCAACCUGGGAAUCCCUCUUUACGGCCGGUCCUUCCUUCAGACGGACGGUCCGGGCACUGCAUACAACGGUGUUGGGCCCGGCGAAUGGGAGGGCGGACCUGGAGUCUGGGAUUACAAGGCCCUGCCUCAGGCGGGCGCGACGGUGUACGAACUCGACCAGCCCAUCGCCAGUUACAGCUAUGAUCCGAACCAGAAGAUCAUGAUCAGCUACGACACCCCCAAUGUCGUCGCCUGGAAGGGUGACUACAUCCAGCAGAAGGGUAUUGGCGGUGGCAUGUACUGGGAAAGCAGCGGGGACAAGUCGGGCAACGAGAGUCUGAUCGCGACGCUGGUGAACCGCGUUGGCGGCACGGCCGUGCUGGACCAGAGCCCGAACCUGCUCAGCUACCCGGCAUCUAUCUAUGAUAACUUGAGGGCCGGAUUCCCGUCGAACUAG
Molecule: messenger RNA, 1302 nt
Organism: Rasamsonia emersonii CBS 393.64
Lineage: Eukaryota; Fungi; Ascomycota; Eurotiomycetes; Eurotiales; Trichocomaceae
Product: chitinase
Exons: 8
Coding region: 1-1302 (433 amino acids)
Biological process (GO): carbohydrate metabolic process; chitin catabolic process
Cellular component (GO): extracellular region
Molecular function (GO): chitin binding; chitinase activity
Source: RefSeq, a predicted model, not a curated record